Molecule: messenger RNA, 2525 nt
Organism: Opisthocomus hoazin
Lineage: Eukaryota; Metazoa; Chordata; Aves; Opisthocomiformes; Opisthocomidae
Source: RefSeq, a predicted model, not a curated record
UUUAGAGUGUGUGUUUUUUAAAAUUUAUUUGUUAUGUAGUGACAUUCUUCACAUUACAUAUAUAUUUAGUACAAUUUGUUAUCCACAAUGACUUUACUUUUAGGUGCUUUGUGGAAAUAGUUAGCCUGACCAUGGACUUCAAAGAAGUCGAGAACCGCAUUUGUGUAAGACGCAUUAUUCAAAGAGAAUUCACCCAUCAUCGCAAAAAGGGUGAUUUCACUUGGAACAGCAUGUCAGGGCGCAGCGUUCGGCUGAAGUCAGUUCCCAUCCAGAGCCUCUCGGAGCUGGAGCGUGCUCGGCUGCAGGAAGUGGCUUUUUAUCAGUUGCAGCAGGACUGUGACCUGGGCUGUCAGAUCACUAUCCCCAAAGAUGGACAAAAGAGGAAGAAAUCAUUAAGAAAGAAACUGGACUCUUUAGGAAAGGAGAAGAACAGAGACAAAGAAUUUGUUCCCCAGGCUUUUGGAAUGCCAUUGUCCCAAGUGAUUGCUAAUGAUCGGGCCUACAAGCUCAAGCAAGACUCUCAGAGAGAAGAGCAGAAGGAUGUUUCAGAUUUUGUGGCCUUUCUCUUGCCAUUUGGAACUAAAAGGCAGAACAAAGAACUUUCAAGCAGUAACUCAUCUCUUAGCUCAACCUCAGAAACACCAAACGAAUCCACUUCUCCUAACACACCCGAGCCAGCGCCACGAGCAAGGAGGCGUGGCGCGAUGUCUGUGGACUCUAUUACAGAUCUUGAUGACAAUCAGUCACGGCUGUUAGAGGCUCUCCAGCUCUCUUUGCCAGCAGAAGCCCAGAGCAAGAAAGAAAAGGCAAGAGAUAAGAAACUAAGCCUGAACCCUAUUUACAGGCAGGUUCCCCGGCUUGUAGAUAGUUGCUGCCAGCACUUGGAAAAGCACGGUCUCCAGACAGUAGGAAUAUUCAGAGUUGGAAGCUCAAAAAAGAGAGUAAGACAGUUACGUGAAGAGUUUGACCGGGGCAUAGAUGUUGUAUUAGACGAAGAACACAGUAUUCAUGAUGUUGCUGCUUUAUUAAAGGAGUUUCUACGUGACAUGCCUGACCCACUUCUCACCAGAGAACUUUAUACACCUUUCAUCAACACUCUCUUAUUAGAGCCAGAUGAACAGCUAAGCACCUUACAGCUUCUCAUUUAUCUUCUACCUCCCUGUAACUGCGAUACCCUGCACCGGCUGCUGCAGUUCCUCUCCACAGUGGCUGGCCACGCGGAAGACACCACAGACAAAGAUGGCCAAGAGAUUACUGGGAACAAGAUGACAUCACUUAACCUGGCUACCAUCUUUGGCCCUAACCUGUUGCACAAGCAGAAAUCUACAGACAAAGAAUUCUCGGUUCAGAGCUCAGCUCGAGCUGAAGAGAGUACUGCUAUCAUAGCUGUUGUACAAAAGAUGAUUGAAAACUAUGAAGCCCUUUUCAUGGUUUCCCCUGACCUACAGAAUGAAGUGCUCAUUAGCCUAUUAGAAACUGACCCAGAUGUUGUGGACUAUUUGUUGAGGAGGAAAGCUUCCCAGUCAUCGAGCCCUGAGAUGCUGCAGUCAGAAGGUUCCUACUCCACAGGAGGAAGACAUUCUUCCACAGACUCCAACAAAGCUUCAAGCGGAGAUGUCUCCCCUUACGACAACAACUCCCCGGUACUGUCUGAGCGCUCGCUGAUGGCAAUGCAAGAAGAAGUUGCCCGCAGCCCAGAUAAGCUGUACAAGGUACCUGAACAGUACACGCUGGUUGGACAUUUGCAGCCUAAGACAAAGGAGAAUUCUUCUGCAUCACAGGCUGGAAAAGAUGUUUCCGAAGAUCAUUUUGAUAUCUGGGGCACCUGGCAUUCAACGCUGAAAAGUGGCUGCAAAGAUCCAGCAAUGACAGGUUCUUAUGGGAACAUUUACGAAAGCAGCUUGCUGCGACCCGGACAGUGCUCUCUUUCCCAGGGGAACCUCUCCACGUGUUCUCCGCGGUGGCAGGGCAGCUCCUCCGAACUGGACACCGGCAGGCAGGUCAUGCGAAGGAGCCAGACGACUGCUGCCAUUCCCGAGUGCCAGCUCCAUCCCAGCUCAUCUCUGGUGUGCAGUAGCCCGCAAAUCGCAGUCGGCGGUAGGAGUUCGGACCUGUCACACUCCAGGUCGGAGCGGCACUUGACUUUAAGCAGUGUGGAGGACCUCAGUGAGCGUGACUCAAACGCGGGGUGUUUGCAAAGCGCAGCCAAGCCCUCCUCCAGAAAAGAGCGACCACCGCCCCCCUACCCAGGCCCAGCAAAACCGAGCUCUGCGUUGCCGCAGCGGUCGAGCGUUUCUUCAGCGUUGCACUCUUUGUGGAGAGCCCCCGAGCAGGCCACCUCCCGGCCGGAGCGGCCGGCCCCACGCGCCCAAGCGGGUCACAUCUUUUCCACGGCACCGCCACACAGUCAGAACAGUAAAACCGUUUCGGAGGCGGACUGGCAUGAUUGGCAAAGGGAGAAGUGGCAAAUCUGGGAGCUGUUAUCAGCUGAUAACCCCGACGCCCUCCCAGAAACCCUGGUAUGA